GGCGCCGCGGGGGGGGGGGAAUGCAGGCGGCGCGCGGAGCCAUGGCCCACUUCCGCCUGGCUCUUAUUCAGCUUCAUGUAUCUGCUGUUAAAUCAGAUAACCUUCAACGAGCCUGUGGGCUGGUGAGAGAAGCAUCAGCUAAAGGAGCAAAAGUUGUGGCUCUACCUGAAUGCUUUAAUUCUCCAUAUGGAACACAGUAUUUUAAGGAGUAUGCAGAGAAGAUCCCUGGGGAAUCGACACAAAAGCUCUCAGAAGUUGCAAAGGAGUGCAGCAUAUAUCUCGUUGGAGGAUCCAUUCCAGAAGAGGAUGGUGGAAAGCUGUAUAACACGUGUACUGUCUUUGGGCCGGAUGGUGCUAUAUUGGCAAAGCAUAGGAAGGUUCAUUUGUUUGACAUUAAUAUUUCUGGGAAGAUACAGUUCAAAGAGUCUGAAACACUGAGUCCAGGGAAUAGUUUCUCCAUGUUUGAUACUCCGUACUGUAAAGUGGGCCUGGGCAUCUGUUACGAUCUCAGAUUUGCGGAGAUGGCUCAAAUCUACGGCCAGAAAGGUUGCCAGCUGCUGAUAUAUCCAGGGGCUUUUAACCUGACAACAGGACCAGCUCAUUGGGAACUGCUACAAAGGGGUCGAGCUGUUGAUAAUCAAGUCUACGUAGCUACCGUAUCUCCAGCUAGAGAUGAAAAAGCAUCCUAUGUUGCCUGGGGACACAGCACUGUAGUAAAUCCAUGGGGUGAAGUCAUAGCCAAAGCUGGGGCCGAGGAAACGGUUAUAUACACAGAUAUAGAUCUGAAGAAACUUGCAGAAAUUCGUCAACAAAUUCCUAUUUUAAGCCAGAAGCGUUGUGAUCUCUAUGGCAUAGAGAUGAAAAAGUGAAGCUGGGUGAAUAGGGAAGGUUCAGCUGGCUGCUGCUGUCACCUUCAGAAGGAUUCCCUUGCUAGUUGCUCCACAAUCUACUGCUAAAUGUGCCAGUUAGUUCAUUCAAAACCCCGCUCAUUGGGUGGUAUAAUUCUAAAAUUGAUUCAAAUACAACUUUUUAUCUCCUCUUAUACUUUAAUAUUUUAUAGUGUUUUACAGCUAGGAUAAAAAAGGUCAGAUCAGUUCAACACAGUAGUAGUUACCAUUGGUUUUUACGCAUCACACUUUUUGUUACCUUUUGGGGGCUUUUUGUAGAACAUAGAAAAGAGAACCAUAUUCUCUCCGUAAAUCUUCUGAAGCCAGCAUUGGUAUUAUGAAUUUUUCAGCAAAUUAUCAGAUAAUGUAGAAGCAUGAUUCUUCCACCUCUGUCCUUUAGGUGUAUGUGCCUUACCAAAGUUCCUUGAAUGCCUAACUUGAAAAAGCUUAAAAUUUAACACAGUAAGCAAAAAAUGCCAAAUUCUGCUCUGUACUACUUAAGGACACUGCGAGAAACUGCCAGACAGAACCACUACUGUGAAAGAAUCUAACAGGUUUUGGUUCACGUGUCUUACCUGGAAUAUACGUAGUAGAACUCUCCUUAUUGCAGUUCCUGUUUAUUGGUGAAGUGGUGCAGGUCGCUGUUUUAUUAGAGCAAUUCAUGUCACCACACCUCUGCUCUAUAUAUUGCUUCCUUAAUACAGUGCCUGCAUGGGCUUUAAUUCAUUAAUUCUGGCAGUCUUCACCUGAAAAAGUUGAGGGGAGUCACUCAAUGCUUCCAUGUAUCAUAACUGCUCUUUUGUAUUUUUUUUUUUUUUUUAUUGUUUUGGCCACUGAAAUGAGCUAGGUCUGUUCUAGAGGAGCAUUAAUGGUUAAAUUAAGCCACACCCUGAAGGCAUCUUUCCCCUCAAAAGACAGGUCACACCCUUCCACUCAGUGGCAUUAUCUAUUCCAGCAAGCAUUUUUUAGUCUGUACUUUUCACUGCAUUUUGGUGUACCUAGUGUACCGGAACUCCUAAGAAACAAGCCACAGAGCAUAAGGUGAAAUGAAGAUUUAUUUGUUGAAAAAUAAAUAUCAAAAAAUUAACAAUUUA
This is a messenger RNA of Tyto alba (common barn owl), 1981 nucleotides long. RefSeq names its product nitrilase family member 2 (gene NIT2). The coding region runs from base 21 to 869 and encodes 282 amino acids. The transcript is spliced from 10 exons. Gene Ontology annotation, biological process: oxaloacetate metabolic process; L-glutamine metabolic process. NCBI's taxonomy places the organism in Eukaryota, Metazoa, Chordata, Aves, Strigiformes, Tytonidae. The record is from RefSeq and is a predicted model, not a curated record. Gene Ontology annotation, molecular function: omega-amidase activity. Gene Ontology annotation, cellular component: mitochondrion.